AAGAUGUUAGCUAGCCUCUUCCUGCAGGGGCUCAAACAAACGCUUCGAUCUUCAUCUUAUUGUCUUCUGUUCCCUUUGAGCGGCACACAGCCAUGACUCCAAAUAAUUUGAUCCACAUCGUAAAGAAAUAAUGACGAGAGUGUGUGUUUAAAGGGAUUUCUCUAGUUCUUGGAGCCUGUGUGUAUUGUGUUUGUGAAGGGGGGGGGGGGGUCUAUUCAGGUCAACUGUCCCGUCAGUUUAACGUCAGUGCAGUGAGGAGCAGUCGUCAUGGCAGCUCCGGUGAACAUCCAGACUCCCAGUAAGAGCUGGGAGCUGAGUCUGUAUGAACUCCACAGGAGCCCUCAGGAGGCGAUCAUGGAUGGGACGGAGGUGACGGUGUCUCCUCGCUCCCUGCACAGAGACAUCAGGUGUCCCAUCUGCCUGGAUAUGCUGAAGAACACCAUGACGGCCAAAGAGUGUCUGCACCGCUUCUGCUCCGACUGCAUUGUCACCGCGCUGAGAUCAGGGAACAAAGAGUGUCCCACCUGCAGGCAGAAGCUGGUCUCCAGACGCUCGCUGCGCCGGGACUCAAACUUUGACGCUCUGAUCUCCAAGAUCUACCCGAGCCGGGAUGAGUAUGAGGCACACCAGCGGAGCGUCCUGGAGCGCCUCAACCGGCUUCACAACAAGGAGGCGCUGAGCUCCAGCAUCGAGGAGGGGCUCCGGCAGCAGGCCCGCUACAGGUUCGAGAGGAACCACCGGGUGAAGAAGCCGAUCCAGGAGAGUGACAACACCACUUUCAGCGGGGGGGAGGACAAUGCCGACGCUCGCUCCCACCUGUCUCAUGACUUCGCCCACAUCCCCCCCCCCCCCGGGCAGACCCCCUCAGUGGCCGGGCCGAGCAGGAAGCGGCCGCGGGCUUCAGACGAGGGCUCGGGGCCUGAGGCAGACAGCGGCAACCCCACCCCCUCGCCACGCCACCACAAAGAGGGGUCGGCCUCCAAAAUCGAGCUGAUGUUCAAACCCCACCCCGAGCUGGUCCGCGGCCAGGACUACAACCAGACCAGAUUGUUGAGCACGACGGUCAAUGCCACUGUGGACCACAUUUCCAAAUACCUGGCUCUGCGCAUCGCCCUGGACGACAGACAGACCGACGCAGAGAUGGAGGACAGAGGGAGGGAGGAGGGAGGGGGAGGAAGAGAAGAGGAAACAGGAGCAGCAGGGGGAGGAGGAGAGAGUGGAGGAAGAGCAGGAAAUGGAGAGGGCUCGGGUCUGAAAACCAUCAGUGAGAAACAUCACACCAUCUACAUCCUGACGAGAGGAGGACAGUUCUCUAAGCUGAACGGCUCUCUGACUCUGGAGUUGGUCGAGGAGAAAUACUGGAAGGUGAGGAAGCCUCUGGAGAUUCACUAUGCUCCCACCAGGGACCAGCAGCAGGCAGCCCCGCAGCCACAGCAGAAGUCCCCCCCCCCUCAGAGGGACGGGUGAGGGGGGGCACCCCAGUGUGGUUCCAGAAUGAGGCCUAAACCCUGGGUUCACUUGCUUUUAAAUCGUUUUUUUUAUUUAUUAGAUUUGGUUAGAUGCCUGGAAUAAGAAAGAAAAAACCCAAACCUCUUAAUAACAGCAAAAAAAGAGUCUUGGCUUGUGUUCUGGUGAAUAAUCAGGCUGCGUUCCAACAUUUAACAACCGACCACGUUUAUAAAGACAAAGCUGUGCAGUCGGGGUGUCUGAAAUGUGAAUGAAUUAUUUUUAGGUAUCAGGGUAAAAAAGGUUUUACAUUCCAAGUUAGAUUUUUCUUCAAAUACUCACAAAAUAACACAAUUGAAUGUCUUUUAAUAGGAAAUGACAUCAAUCUAUUAAGGUUAAUACAUGUGGCAGCCAGCCAGGAAAAGUUAAAUAUAUUGUGUCAUAAAUGUGAGUCGUUUUUAAUUAUCUCAUUUUGUUGACACUUCCUUUGUCAAAUCUAUGGAUUACUUAGUUAGCAUUUUCAAACAUUAAAAUUAAGAGAUUUCAUUUCAAGUCAAAAGUAUUAGAUUAUAAUUCCAAGAAGUUAAUUUGUUGUAUUUCAAAGUGUGUCCGAUCAAAUACUUUUAAAUUCCUCACACUUUCUUUCUUCAGACUGAUAGUUGUCCAUAAAUGUAUUGCUCAAGUUAAUGAGAUUCAUCAUUUCCUGUUAUGUGAAAGGUUUGUAACUGAUCUGUUUUAACUUUGACUUUCAGACUCAAGUUAUUAUUUUGUCUUCAAUGAGACCAGUUUUGUGGAAAAAUGUGAAGAAAAAAGAAAAGUGUAAGGUCUGCAUUAUUCAUGUAUGAUUGUCUAGAAUUAAUCGGCUUUCUUGUUCUACAGUACCACUUGUUUUUAUGCCACCAGAGUCAGAACUACAUGGUUUAGAUUAAGACACAGCUGUACUGAACAUUUCCUUUUCUGCGAAUGUAUCUUAUACAUUAUCAAGGGCUGGAGCCUAUGGAGCAUGCACUGGGGUAGGACAGGGUGACUACACAUUUUAUGAGCAAUAUUAUUCAUGGAGUUGUUUUUGGAUAGAUAGAUUUUUUUUAAUAUUACUUUCAGGUGUAACUUAAGACUUAAUUUGCAAGUGUAGACCGUGUUCCACCUUAAAAUAUGUAGCUUUGAAACCCACCAACAUUUCACUUUAUGGUUUCCACACUCCACAGGGGGUCAUGGUCUCCUUAUAGGCCAUUAAGACUAGUUUGAUUUAACCAUUUGUUUUAAUGCACUUUAUAUUUCCUGCAGCCAUAACUUUGCCUAGCUUACCUAAGUUUUAUGGAAUAUUUGUAUAUUAAGAAAUGUUUUCUUCAGUUAUACUCUCACAGUAAUGUGGCACAGAAUAAAACAGCUUUGUGCAAACAGU
Trematomus bernacchii (emerald rockcod) is the source of this 2848-nucleotide messenger RNA. RefSeq names its product E3 ubiquitin-protein ligase RING2-A-like. The coding region runs from base 268 to 1467 and encodes 399 amino acids. Gene Ontology annotation, molecular function: chromatin binding; ubiquitin protein ligase activity. Gene Ontology annotation, biological process: negative regulation of DNA-templated transcription. The record is from RefSeq and is a predicted model, not a curated record. Gene Ontology annotation, cellular component: ubiquitin ligase complex; PcG protein complex. NCBI's taxonomy places the organism in Eukaryota, Metazoa, Chordata, Actinopteri, Perciformes, Nototheniidae. The transcript has 7 exons.